Molecule: messenger RNA, 8938 nt
Organism: Porites evermanni
Lineage: Eukaryota; Metazoa; Cnidaria; Anthozoa; Scleractinia; Poritidae
Source: the annotation of a GenBank genome assembly
GAACUUGUGAAGAACAACAUUAGCAUCAUUGCAAUUGAAGGUUUUGAAGUGCUUGGCGAUGUCAGUUUUCAGAUGGAAAAACUCAAGGUUAACUCCUAGUCAUCAAUUAUUCAGUUUAGUUAUUUUUUUGCAUUUUCUGGCUCUACCUUGCCACUGCCUCUUAGCUUCUUCUCAAAUCUGGUGUCUUUUUCUGUUUUAAUUAGAGAUUGGAUGCUAGAAUAAUUAUCGGAGAGUUCAGCUUCGUUGGUGCAAGGAACGUUUUCUGUGAAGUAAGUAAUGUAACAAAGUAGAGAAUGUGCUUUAUCCUGAUUUCUAUUUUCAGUGUUCAAUGCUGACCUAACUUAUAACUUGACUCAUGACUCGUUGACUCUAGCCUGCGUUGCCGAGACAGACUUGUCACUAGAGUUCUCUAUCUGGGUCUCGAAUCGGGGAAACAGACUGUCUGCAACGCAGGCUAGUUGACCCAUGUGACUAUUAAAACAAGAUUUCUCACAUUAAUGCCCACGAUUUGUUAUGUUUGGUCCUUCUCAGACCUUUUAACGGUAUGAAACGAAAAAGCAGAGCGCUAUGAUGUUUUAUCUUUUUUUCUGACAAACAAAAACCUUCGUUUAGCUGUGUUACAUAUAACUCUAACUCAUGAAAUUUUGAUAAUACAGGCCUUCAAAAGGAAGAUGUAUGGACCGAAUUAUGCUUGGAUAAUAUUAGGUGAAUUCAGCCCUACAGAAAUUUUCGCUGAUGACCUGACACUUCAAAAAAGUGUUUUAAGUGAUUGUUCAAGUAACGAGCUAAAGGAGGCAGCAAAUGGUUACAUUUCCACCAUCAAGCUGGACAUCCGUAAGGACAAUAACCAAACCAUGUCCGGCUUGGUAAGUUGACUAGUACGUUGAUAGAGGACAUUAACUAUUGCGCAAACGUUUCCCUUGCUUUGCGGCACUGUAGCUUUGUUUGCAGGUACGAACACCAUCAAGUUACAUAAAUGCAGUGUUUCUUUCUUGGCACCGCUUUUCGCUCAAAGGACGGUGAGAUGUUAUUGAGAAGACUGCCUUUUCAAGUUCUAGCUUUCUUUGCAUUCAAAAAAACAGAACUUUCCAAAUAAAACACCAGUUCUGGGACGCCAUUUUUUUUCAUGUUGUUGUCGUUAUCAUUGUCACAUUAACGUUACUUUUUCAUGUUUCUUAAGACGUCUGAAAGAUUCUGGUGGCAGAUGAGGCAACUGAACAAGAACAACAAUCUGAGAAAGGACUCUGCUUACGCCUUCGAUUCAGCAUGGGUAGUAGCCAUGGCACUGGAUUCCGCUUUUGCUAAAGGGAUGAAAUAUGAGAAGCUUUUAAACCGAAAAUUCAAGCAAGUUGUAGCGAUAAGAAGUGGUAUUCAAAACAUAAACUUCGCGGGAUUAACUGUAAGUAUAAUCUACGAUAACACGGCAUAUUUUGAAUUAAGCGUUUUAUCAAUAAGCAUUAUGCUACACUUUCUUUUAAGACACAGAAACAGAAAAAUUGUUUUGGGUGCAGGCAAAAGCUACUUUUAAAUAACAAUAUACCUCAGUUUUUCUUAAAGAUUCCAGUACUUUUAAGAUAAGAUUUAGUAUUUUUUUUGUACAGGGGCCUGUAGGCUUUGAUGAAAACAGAGAAAGAGUUGGAACAGUUCUUAUUAAGCAAAAUAGAGAAGGUAAGCUGCUCUGUAAGGAUAAUAGUUUCUUUUAGAAAAAGUGCUUGGAAGAAGAAUUUCCUCUAAAAAUGACAAGAUGAGUUAUGAAGAAACGCACCAUUUUGCAGUCGUCUCCCAAAAUAACAAGCACAUUAAAAAAUACAUUAACUUACAGGACGUUGAGAGAAGACCUUGUUAUGUGCAUUUAAAAAGAAUUCUAUAAAAUGUUUCUUGAUACAUAUUUUUUUUCGCAUUGUAAUAUUUAUAAUCAUAGUCGUUUCAGUUUAAGUUUCAGUUGAUUGCCAGCUCGUUAUGUGAAUAACAGGUAAGGUUUUUGUUGUCCUUUUUUAGGAAACGAAACUAGGAUUGGUCAACAUUUCACCUCCUCCGACGAACUCCAUCUAUUUGAAUCUGAGCGAAAUAAGAUAUGGGAAGGUAAUAAAUGUUUCCGUUGCACUUCAAUGUCUUAUCAAAAUAUCGAAAUUGCAGUCACUGAUGAUGAUGACGAUAAUGAUGAUGUAAUGACAAUAAUGAUAAUGAUGACGAUGAUAACAUUGACGUUGGUGAUUUAAUAGAUCUAUUCGGCUAACUCAAUGUUGUACCCAAUUCAAAUCUCCCAGGGAUAAGAUUCUUUGUGUAUUAUAUUUGCAUCAUAAAGUGGCAUUCACAUUUAAAUGAUAUGGAAAUUCCUAAAACAAAACGUUUUAUUCCCAAAGGGUUUGAAUUGGGUACAACAUUGAGUUGGCCGAAUAGGUCUAUGAAUAAUCGAUUAACAUGUCGGUAGAUUCUGUCGGAAAUAACCGAAGCUGAUAUAGCGUACACUCCCUCGAGUGCCUUUUUAUUAUUGAAGCGCCGUCCACUUGCCACGUCGUCAGCGUCUGGUGUCCUGUUUAGUUCCUUGAACAAUCUGCAACUCUAAGUACAUUCUAUAAUUUGCUCAUCUGAUGUUCAGUAUUCUUUACUGUCUCUCCAGUUAAAUGUAGACAUGAGUUUAGGGCACAGUCCGUUCAGGGUCAACGAUAAUAUGCAUGAGCGUAUGGACUCCCCCAAAUUUAGGGCUACUCAGAUUUUUUGGGCAGCAAGGGAAAUUUGGGCAAAGCCAGCUUUUAAAGAUUCAAAAACCUACCAUGAGAGCAGAGCUUUAAUGACCACCAUUUGUGACUUGGAGUUUAUCUUCGGUCUGUGUGUGCUGAAAGUAAUCCUGAGUAAUAAUAGUAGUCUGUGCAAGGUUGGGACUGUGAGAAUUCUGUCAGAUGUGCCAUUUCCUAGGGAGGGAGAGAUUUACUAGAUCCUUCUAGACUUUGCUUAAGCUCUCUCCAGCUAAGUUUAUACCAUUGUUACUGGCCCAAGACGUUUCUGUUGCGUGCCCAUAUAUGCGACGCGAAUUUUGUUAGAAACGACCCUUAUCUGUGGAUAAACAGGAGGCUGACCUGCAGCUUGAGCUGGGGCUAUGAACGCCUGCUACGGUGAGAUUUCUCUAAUUUCAGGCAUUGUUCUAAGCAAUUACUUAAUGCCAAAGAAAGCAGAGAAAAAGUCUCCAUUGUUCAAUGUUACAAGAAACGCCGUCGCGUGGUUUUGGUUUUGGACUCUUUUUGAUUUCAUCUUUUGCAUUUCUCUUUCAGACAAUCGACCACCGAAGGAUCACACCAGCAGAAAAAUUGAGCUGAUGAUGAGUCCCUUACCACUUAUCGUCAUAAUGUGGUUCAUGGCAGCGAUCGGCACCAUCUGCUCGUUGAGCUUUCUAUAUUUUAACAUCAGUAAAGGUAAAAACAGGUAGGACUUUAACCUUGCUGUUUCUGACCUUUUCCAAUACAAAACAUAUUCUCAGGCUAAAGCCUUUUUGAAUUGUUUCCGAUCGCUAAUCUCAACUUGCAUUAAAUAUAGGAGCUCUUUGCCUAUUUACAUCUUUUAUUUUCAUUUUGUCAGGAUAAUCAAGAUGUCGUCGCCUAAACUUAACAAUAUUAUUAUUAUGGGAUGCAUCCUGUGCUACGCCUCCAUUGUUUUGUUGGGUUUGGAUGCGAGGUUUCUCGAUUUGCAAGGUUAUGGCAUCAACUGCAACGUAAGGAAAUUAAUUAUUAACGAGCAUUUUCUCGAGCAAGAGUCUACCCUUUUCUGACGUAUAAUAUAGCUGUAACAUUUCAAGAGAAAGCUUUCCUUCAUUUUGGUGAACAAUGUACUAAGGCGGCUAACGAAGAAUUCCCGAUAAGAUAGGUGUUAACACGGGUCCGAACAAAUUUUUGAACGGACUAAUUUUUUCCCUGUGCAACCUGUUUACACGGAACCGUGCCAAAUCUGUGCUAGCUUGCGAGCAAGCUCUCCUAUUUGGGCGAGUGAAGCGAGUCUCGCGAGAACGCGCAAGCGAGCGAGCGGCGAAGCCGUGAGGGGCAGGGGAAAGGAGAGCUUGCAACGAUCUCUCAUAAAAUUUCAUUUGUACUUCGUCCAGACGAAGGGAAAUACCAUUGGCUGAAAAAUGACGUUCCGGAAAUCAAAGUUGACUGAUAACAGGUCAAGCUGGCACCCGCUUCGUCUGUGUGUCAAAGUUGGUUCUCAAGGGGAUCAGAUUGGUACCGAGAACUUGUUUCAGCCCUUAAAGCAGACGGGCUCCUUUGAUGUAAUUCUCGCAAAGAGAAUAUUGCGAGCCGAGGAUAAGUCAGACCAUGUUUGUAGUUCUUAUGCAAGGAAAAUGAAAACCCUUCAUCAGUUGUAUUCCUUUGUGUCAAGCGCCUUGUUUAGUUCUGAAAACCGGGAGAGUGAAAGUGAAGAGUCAUUCACGCGCUGUCUUGCAACAUCGGUUUCUUCGCCCGAUUGAAUUCUACAGGGUAGAAAAAUUCAGAAACAUGUACUUGACAGUGUAGCUGUGUAGCUUGACCGUAAAGAAGGAAAAGAGAAAGAGUUGGAAGCAACUGGAUUAAAACUCAAGAGAACCAAGUACAGGAAAACGCUAUUCGCCAGUUCCAGACCGACAAAUAUAUGAUGUUUUUGUUGGUGAUUGCGAUGGGGAUUUGUCUUCUACACUGCAGUAUGCACGACUUUUCAAAAGUAAACGAAACGAGAAUCAAAGUAGUGAGUUCUUAUCCGAGCGGACACGUUGAAGUUCGAUGUCCCCCAAAAAAAAAAAAACAUAUCAGUGAUUAAAAACAUUGCUUUCAUGGUGUUGCGAAAGCGAUUUAUAAAAUAAAUAAUUCUACGCGCCCUCGGCUGUCUAAACUUACUUGACAGGCGGUUGUCACUUUUCUAAUCUGCGGCACGUUUGCGGUGACCGUUUUCACGCCUUGCGGAGUCCCGGAGAUUCCGGGGUGGAAAUGAAAAUUUAUGAGAGAUCGUUGCAAGCUCUCCUUUCCUCGGCCCCUCGCUCGCACGUUCUCGCGACGCUCACUUCGCUUGCCCAAAUAGGAGAGCUUGCCCGCAGGCUAAAUCUGUGCAUGUUACAGUAGUUUUCAAACAAAUUUUUGCCGGUGGCAGCAUUGGAAUGGCUUUUUUUAUCACGGCGCGUAACUAGGCUUCAGGCUUGUCAGUUAAACGUGGGGUCGGGGCCGGGGUCUAUCUUUUUGUUUAAAAGAGUGCUGUUUUAGGGUUAGGGUUAGGGUUAGGGUUAGUGUCAACCCUAACCAUAACCAUAAUCCUAACCCUAAAGCAGCAUUCUUUGAAUAUAAGACAGACCCCGACCCCGGCCCCGGCACCGAACCCAACCCCGACCUCGUCCCCUCGUUUUACUGAUACCCGGCUUCUACCGCACAAACUGUGCAAAAACUUGAACAGUUCAGGUGUUUACACGAGUCCGUGUAACAGUGGAACCUUUCCUGUCAGGUCAAGUUGCGCACCUUGCCGCAGGUCCCAUGUAAACGAAAGGCAGAUCCGAUUUCACAAGUGUUUGUCCGUUCAAAACUUUGUCCGGGCCCGAGUAAAGGGGGUCAGUCUUUAAGAUAGCAGUUAUAUUUCUACUCAUUCUAUUCCUUCCCGUAUUUUUGAAAGAAGAAAAUGAGUCAAAAAAUGUAAAGUUUUGCAUUUAUUAAUAAAAUGAGUUUGAUUCUUACCAACAGGCACGAGCUGCAGUGCUGUCUAUCGGAUUUUCCUUAUCCUUCGGUGCAAUGUUCAGCAAAACAUGGCGAGUUCACAAGAUAUUCACAGCGGCCAAGACUCUCAAGAAAAUGGUACGAUGUGGUCCCCUCCAUAUUGCAGUUCGGUCUAGGUGUUUGCGAAUUAUAUGGCAGUUAAAGGCUUCUUUUGACCUUGACCUUUUGACCUUGACCUCUUCACCUUGAAUUAGGUGAAAAUUCAAGACGGAUACUCCACGAUUAAAAUACGAGCAUUAAACUAGUGUAAAGUAACCUCAAAAGAAACCCUAGCUAUCGUUGUGUAGACCUUUUGUUUAAUUUAGGAAAUUUUAUAAAAAAUAUUAGCUUUAGUGUUCUAUGCACUGUUUUUCUCUUACAGCAACAUCCUUUACUUGUGUCCCUCGACAAAUUACAAUUGGGUAGAAUGAUAUGGUGAGAUAAACAAUUAAAACCCAGCAAUCUGAAAUGAAGCAUGAACGGUUUUUUAACAUUCCAAUGCUAAAAGUAAUCACCAAUGCAUAAAAUGUAGUUAAAGCUUUAGAGUAUGUAUACUAACUUCUAUGAUGUUCUUAAUCGAAUGAAUCUUUAACGGGAAUAAUUUCGUAAAACACUGUUUUCUAUUACAUUGUAACAGGCUAUAAAGGAUCUUCAUCUCCUUGCUAUCGUAGCAGUAUUGUUAACAGUGGAUGUUAUUUUCUUGUCCUGUUGGAUUAUUAUCGACCCAUUCCAAGCUGAAGAAUUAAAAUUCGAAGAACUGGUAGGAACUUUUGAGUCGUUUUAACUUUUCGCGUGAACUAUUGAUCACUAUAUAACCUUGGUGUUUAACAGCUUCAACUCCUUGAAAAAACUCGAAGGUCAUAUUAUCAUUAUUCACUCUUGCAGGGGUACAAUAGGCUCGUGAAGCUCCAGCUUUGGAGGCUCCUACUAGGUUGUUUCUUUCUUGUUUCUUAGAAUGGAUAACCUUUCUACUGAGCUACGGCAGGCAAACUCUCUUGGGGCUUUCAGGGCUGGCUGAAAACCUUUUUUACUAUAAUAGUUGUUUCUUGUUUUUUUUUUUAAUUCCUGAUGGAUUGACAUAGCUUAAGUAAAAGUUUUCAUCCAUUUAUUUCAUUCAUUCAUUCAUUCAUUCAUUCAUUUAUCUACUCAUUCAUAUAGGCGUACCUUUUAAAGCAUGAUUACUUCCAUGCCAUUUUUUAUCCAUAGAGCCGAAAGGAACAAGACACUAUCAUCAUUCCGGCUUUAUACCAGUGCACCUGCAAAUACAAGACCUAUUUUCUGGCAGUCCUGUUUGCCUACAAAGGAAUACUUUUGUUAUUUGGGCUUUUCCUAGCCUGGGAGACACGCAAUGUCACAAUUCCUGCCUUAAAUGACUCCAAGUACAUUGGGAUGUCUGUUUAUAAUGUUGUUGUGUUGUCCAUUAUCGGUGCUAUUGUGGCCAUUGCACUGGAUGGAUCCAUGUACUACGAAGCUCCUUAUGCCAUUUCCUCGCUCUGUCUUAUUGUUUGUACUACAGUUACGCUGUUAUUGGUAUUUGUUCCAAAGGUAAGUCAUAACGUAAUUGUGCCGCUGCUACUGCUUCGUACUGCUAUUGCUACUGCCGCUACUGCUGCUACUACUAUUACUAACUACCACUACCACUACCAGUACCACUACCACCACCACUGCUGCUACUAGACCAUCAUUACUGCCAUUAUGACUAACACUACUACUACUACCACCACCACCAAAAUUACCACCGCCCCGCACUAUCCCUUCUACUUCCACCACUACCACCGCCUCUACCACCACCGCCACUACCACCACCUCCACCACCACCACCUUCACCACGACUAUCACUACCACUGCCACCAAUAGCACCGCCCCCACCACCACCAUCACUAUCACCACCAAUACCACUACCACUAACACCGCCCCCACCACCACCACCACUACCUCAACCAUGUCCUGACGUCUUACUGUAAACUCCGUUAAAGUAACCAGCAGUGUGAAUGAAAAUCGGCGUUUUCAUUUUAAAACACCACCCACUACCUUUACCUUUAGAUCUACCAAUUCCUUAUGAAGGAAGAAGGAAUCCUCCAAGCCUCCUCUAUGCAUGCUGCUGCUACCGGCAGACCGCGGGCUCAUAGUCACAGCUUGACGUGCGCAAGCCCUGUGCUUAAAGAACGACAUACCUCAUUUACCUGCAAAAGCACACAAACAGAUUUUGAUGCCCCAGAAAGUGCAGGUAAAGAAAGUAAUAAUUGAAUAAUGGCAUGAAUACCAAGUGCAUGAUGUCAAGUGAUAAGUAAAUACAUUGUAGUUAAGACAAGUAACGGUUUGGUGGUUGAAAAUCCACAGCGUGGUUCUUCGUCUUCCAUGCCGGAUAAAAUUGGGCUGAGUCGAAAGCGAAAAACUGGAGAGUAACGUAAACUGUAGAAUAUCAGGUGAAAACCUCUCCGGAGCAAGUGCCAGAACCAAAACCACACUCGACCCACCCUCUGAGCUUCAAACCUGUGUCACAUUACUGAGGUAGCAGUGGGGAUGGUGUGCUGCCAUCACUACGCCACCUUUGCUCGUUACAAUAUCGAUAACGUCUAAAGAUAAAAAAUAUUCCUAGAUCCUUCCUUUGAGGAUCAUUUAGGCAGUCUAUAGUUUUUGCUUGAAUGAUCAUAUUUUUGUAUUCCGCAAGACAUUUAUGAGCAUGAGCAGCACGAAUAGCAUAAACACAUCACGCACGGGAAACGUCUACUUGUCUGUCUCUAUUUCCAUUACUGGCAACCUUUUCCUGCUGUCAAAUGAAGCAAGGAAGGAAAAUACAUGUAGGAUAAAGGUUGAAAUUGUUGCUGAAGUUGAAUAAUUUUUUUUUUCUAUAUUGUGUUGCCUCGCAUCAUCAGAAACUUGUUUCAAAAUUUCAAGCUCUUUUACUAUGCUUUUAGGCCCCAGUACUCUCCUCAUUCCACUUCUUGAAAACCGGGUAGAAUACGAUGGACAUGCAAGAGUUUAAAAAUGUUGUAAGUAAUUCAUACGCACACUUUAUUCCCCUCAUCUCAUCUCUACAUAACAGCUUUAGUUUCUAGUCACACAUUCUAUAUGAAACCAUCUUGACAGAUAGUAAUGAACCUCUUGGCAGCUGGGGCCUUCUUCUUGUUACUCUUUUUAUCUUUUUUCUUCAGGAAAUAUCUGUUGAUGGAACAUAUCUGCCGGGUACUCUGCCCUGUUCAGAGUCACCCUCCAUAAUUCAGUGCCUUGAAAGAUAG